AUGCUCCUUCACCUCACGGUUUGCUGGGAAAAAACGCUUGGUACCAAAUUCAGAAUAUCUUGUCUUGCUCUACUCCGUAAUCUACGGCGGAUCCACUGGCAUGCUUGCCCUCGUUCUCACGAUUACCGGCGCGAGCUACCAAUUCGGCAAGGCAUGCCUGAUCUCUCCAUACAGGAGCAAGGAGACUUUUGGAUUCCACUGAUAGCUGUGUCUUCGGCGACUUUGAUAAUCGAGCUGGUGACCGUGGUAUAUUGCCUCUAUAUGAUAUUGAAACCGCUCUACCAGGACUGGAAACAGGGCACGGUCAACCACGCAAGAUCCGGUUCUUCGUUUGAUACCAGCCGCAGACUAACCGCACGGGCCGCGUCGAGACGCGUUCAACGGAUAUUACAACUCCAAUUGCGGGCAAUAGCGGUCGUUUCCUUGAUUCUGUUGCACGUCGCCCUCCUCAGUGCGAUUUUUAUACAGGUCGCUUAUUUGUACGAUGCUUCAGCUAUGGACAUGCUACCUUGA
Messenger RNA from Coccidioides immitis RS, 513 nucleotides. RefSeq lists its product as uncharacterized. Bases 1 to 513 code for a protein of 170 amino acids. Lineage: Eukaryota; Fungi; Ascomycota; Eurotiomycetes; Onygenales; Onygenaceae. The transcript has a single exon. The record is from RefSeq and is a predicted model, not a curated record.